This is a messenger RNA of Lodderomyces orthopsilosis Co 90-125, 1791 nucleotides long. It is a transcript of the gene MNN23, whose product is annotated as Mnn23p. Gene Ontology annotation, molecular function: alpha-1,2-mannosyltransferase activity. The record is from RefSeq and is a predicted model, not a curated record. NCBI's taxonomy places the organism in Eukaryota, Fungi, Ascomycota, Pichiomycetes, Serinales, Debaryomycetaceae. The transcript has a single exon. Gene Ontology annotation, cellular component: Golgi apparatus. Gene Ontology annotation, biological process: mannan biosynthetic process. Bases 1 to 1791 code for a protein of 596 amino acids.
AUGAGAAGCAAGAUUCUACAAAAGCUAUCAAGACACAGAAUAAAGGUGUUGGUGUUAUUAUUUGUCACUGGGUUUUUGUUCUAUUCCUUACUUGAAUCAUUAAGAAACUACGAUUGGAUUGCAAAUGAAGAGGAGUCUUUUUCACUCGCUUCGCUGAAGCAAUCUUUGAACGAGCAACAGCAAUCUCAGAUGAAAACAGAUCUGGAAAUCAAAAAUGAUAAGGAACAGGAUCCAGCACAGUCGUCGUUGAGCAACGCCCAUAAGUUCUGGAAACGCAUUUUUACCAUUUUCGAUGAGAACAGAAUGAAUCUUAAAGACCGUUUUGGUGCUCUUAUAGAAGUCACUGACAAAUCGAAACACUUGGAUGGACCAAAGACCAAAGAAGCCUUACUUUCGCGAGCAACGAUGCUGGAUGAGGUUGUUUCAGAGCUCAAGAGGAGACACGAGCUCGUGGUGCUGCAAUUACCUACCCAUAUCGCAGAAGCUACAUACAAUAAAGGAACGACAGGUGUAGUAUUCAUUGGUGGAGCAAAAUUUUCGUGGCUAACAUAUUUGGCUAUUCUUGCUUUGCGAGAAACAGGAACAAAGUUACCUGUUGAGGUUAUAAUGCCCAAGAAGCUGGACUAUACCAAGGAACAGGAUUUCUGCGACAACUUGUUACCAGAACUUGGCGCUAGAUGUGUUAUCGUUCCAGAUACUAUCGGGGAAUCAGCCUUGAAUGGAAGAAGUCUUUUUGCGUACCAAUUCAAAUCGAUUGCUUUGGCUAUAUCAUCUUUUCAACAUAUACUUUUGCUAGAUUCUGACAACAUCAUUGUGUCGAACCCUGACCUUGUGUUUGACAGCCCGCUUUACAAAAAGUACGGCAUGAUAACCUGGCCCGAUUAUUGGAAAAGAACAAUAUAUCCAAAGUAUUACGAUAUUGCAGGGAUACACGUUAAUGAGCGUAAAAGAGCAAGAUAUGAUAGGUUUCCCUUGUUUGAGCCGGUAAAUUCAAAGACAGGACUUAAUGUUGGUCCUGAAGAUGCUGUGCCUUACCACGAUUUAGAGGGUGCAGUGCCAGAUUUGUCAACUGAAUCAGGCCAACUCAUUAUCAACAAAGCCACGCAUGGAAAAACAAUUCUAUUAUCCUUGUACUACAAUAUUUAUGGUCCGGAUGUAUUUUACAAGUUGUUCUCCUUGGGUGAACAAGGAGAAGGUGACAAGGAUACGUUUGUUACGGCAGCCAUCGUGUGCAAUGAACCACAUUAUCUGGUAAAAUCUUUCAUUUUAUCGCCCGGAUAUUUUGACAACAACAACAAAUUCAACGGAGUGGCAAUGGCCCAGAAGAACCCUUUAUCUGAUUAUAAUUUGUUCAACGAGCUAGUGGUCAACUCUUUCACCAAGAGUGGGAAGACGAUGAGCGUACCGGAUCAAAUCAAUCAUUUGGAUGCCUUAACUAAGAAAGAGUUUGACAGUUAUAACAAAAUGCCAAUAUUUGCAAUUCAUUGCAAUCACCCGAAAAUAGAUCCUGUUCUUUACAUGCAGCGGGGCGAUAUAUACGAUUCAAAGGAGAAAAGAUUGAGGUACAGGCUUUACAAUGGUAUGAAAUAUGACAAAACAGUUUUGAGUUCAUCAAAGGAGAAAACUAUAGAGACCGAUUUUGAGUAUGAACAGUGGCUCCAUAUCCAGAAUGCGCUUUGUGUAAGGAAGCUAAAAUUUGAGCACUUUAAGGAUCUAGACGCGGAUGACUUAUGUGAGUUUGUUAAUAAUCAAGUGAAAUGGUUACUGCCUGGUCAACAGGUAAACUCCUAA